Bombus terrestris (buff-tailed bumblebee) is the source of this 462-nucleotide messenger RNA. Its product is annotated as coiled-coil domain-containing protein 12. The record is from RefSeq and is a predicted model, not a curated record. Gene Ontology annotation, cellular component: post-mRNA release spliceosomal complex; U2-type spliceosomal complex. The transcript has 3 exons. Bases 1 to 462 code for a protein of 153 amino acids. NCBI's taxonomy places the organism in Eukaryota, Metazoa, Arthropoda, Insecta, Hymenoptera, Apidae.
AUGGCAGAAGACAAGAUUGGUUCAUUGGAAGAGGAAGCUUUGAAACGAAAAGAACGCUUGCAAGCUUUGAAAAAGAAAACCGAGGAUAACAAAGAAAACCAAAAUGAUAGUGCUAGUACGUUACCAAAACCGAAAUUUCGGAGUUAUAAACCACAGGAUGACAGUCUUAAGGACAAGGUAUUAGAAGAUGCACAGCCAGGUAAUGUUGAAGAAGAAGUACAAGAUCAAUUAAGCGCUGCAGUUACGAAAGUUGUCAUUGAGGAGCUUGAUAUUAGCAAUCUUGCUCCCAGGAAACCAGAUUGGGAUUUGAAGCGGGAUGUUGCAAAGAAAUUAGAAAAAUUAGAAAGGAGAACUCAAAAAGCGAUAGCUGAGCUUAUAAGAGAUCGUCUUAAGCAAGAGCAGCAUGAUUGGGCUGCUGUGGUAAAUGUGGCAACCAACGAUCAGACGAAGAAUAAUCCUUAG